Molecule: messenger RNA, 438 nt
Organism: Verticillium dahliae VdLs.17
Lineage: Eukaryota; Fungi; Ascomycota; Sordariomycetes; Glomerellales; Plectosphaerellaceae
Exons: 4
Coding region: 1-438 (145 amino acids)
Source: RefSeq, a predicted model, not a curated record
AUGUAUUUCGGUAAACGUCAAAUGCUCAUUGCAACGGCUCUGUGUGUCGGUUUCUCGUCAAAUCGGACCCCAGGCACUUGCAAUAGAAGCCAGGGGCUUCAUUCAGAAACAAUCACAACUCAGACAACAAGACUUCAACCCUUUCAAGCACACCUAAACAUAUCCACCGACACCAUCAAGAUGCGUCAGACCAAGUACGGAGACGCUGACCUCAAGCACUGGCAGUGCAAGAACAAUAUCGAGAGCCGCGACCAGGAUCCUGUCUGUUGCGAUCGAUGGAACCCUAUCCACAACUCUGUUUGUGACAACGACGCUUGCAUGUGUCCCCGCAAAGCAGGCUCUCUUGCCAUGGGCAACGAUGAGUCGGUCGGACGGCAGGGUGCUAUUGGCAAAUACACCUCCAGGGACACCAUUGAAUAUGAUGAGAUCCGUCGUUGA